Molecule: messenger RNA, 2508 nt
Organism: Eleginops maclovinus (Patagonian blennie)
Lineage: Eukaryota; Metazoa; Chordata; Actinopteri; Perciformes; Eleginopidae
Product: coiled-coil domain-containing protein 85C-A-like
Exons: 3
Coding region: 215-913 (232 amino acids)
Source: RefSeq, a predicted model, not a curated record
UGUGUAGGAUACCUACUCUCCCCCCCACCUCUCUUUCUCCCCGGCUCCAAUCUCGGGCUGCAGACAGCAUGUCAUCGCGUCUCAGAAGACACUGAGACAAAUGACAGGGAGCUGUGUCUGUGGCCCGGUGUGUCAGCUGCCAUGGAUCCGAUUUAACUUAAUUUAGGCCACUGAUAAGACUCUGAUUAUCAGACCAGAAUUAGAAGUUGCGGAGAUGGACGGGGCGGAUGUGAGCCAGCAGCCCGACGAUGAGCUGCUGAUGCUGGGGAAGGACGACCUGAUCCGGAGGCUGAGGCGCUUUGAGAGCCUCAACAUGGACCUGAUCGUGGAGCACGGAAACAUGAUGAAGGAGGUGAACCGGAGCCUGCAGGUGCACCUUCACGAGAUCCGGAGUCUGAAGGAGGCCAACCAGAAACUGCACAGAGAGAACCAGGAGCUCCGGGAGCUCUGCUGCUUCCUGGACGAUGACCGGCAGAAGGGCAGGAAGGUGUCCCGGGAGUGGCAGCGCUUCGGCCGCUACACGGCAAGCGUCCUGUGGAGGGAUGUCGGGCUGUACCAGCAGAAGCUGCGGGAGCUGGAGAGCAGCCAGGAGGCGCUGAGGACGGAGAACACGGAGCUGAAGGAGAUCCUCCUCAUGCUGGAUGAGGACAGGAGCGGACCCGGCUCGCGGAGCUCCAUAGACAGCCAGUCCAGCCUCAGCAGCCUCACCUGCCCGGCGCUGCUGCGGGACGCCGGGGAUGGGAGCAGCUCAUCCAGCACCGGUAGCGCUGGGAGUCCGGACCACUCUCACUCAGUGCCUAAGGGGAAGAUGGGCUCCAUGAGGCGGGCUGCGGACCUGCACAGAGGAGCCGGCCUCAGUGAUCCUCCGUUGAUUUUGGAUGUCUUAUGCAGGAAGAGAGCUCCGUUUGUUUAGUUCUCUGCCUUGAAAUAAAGGUGUGGAGAAAGCUGGAUGAAACUGCUGGAUCCAGCAAAACUGUUUUAACAGACCUUUAAAGACCACAGGUGAGCCACCAGUGGUCCCAACAUCCUUACACUACUCCUCUGGACUGGAGACUUUUCAGCACAGUGUAUGUUCUCUGUCACACCAGUGUCUACUCAGCCUGAAGACAACCUGCGUCAUAGUGGAUAUCCCGUCUUGCAAAGCUACCGAGACAGACAGUCACACCUUUGAAGCACGUGGACCCACAACAGCCACUCUUCUACUCUGGCUCACAGACUUGUGCCGUGUGGAUACUUUCCUUAUCACACUGCCCUGUCGUACACUGUGGACACUGCGCAGUGUGUUCAUUUCAACCAUGUGGUGUUGUUGUCUCAAAUCGCACACAGCGGCAGUGCCAUCGCCAGAAGUGAUGAUUGCUGCUGCUAGCUAAUCAUUACGUACUGCUCAAUUGACCCUAUAGUAUAUGGAUAGCUUUUUCAACACCAUUAAAUAGGUACGUUAAUAAAUGAAUAAAAAAGGCCCCAUCUAUAACCACUAGUGCUGUGUUCACGGGAGCAAACAAAUCACGGGAAAAGUCAAAAUUGCACUGCUUGUUUUGGUCAUUGAGUUACACCUUGUGAUGAAGUGAUCCUCUGUGAAGCGGCAUUUUAGAGAGUGAAGAGGGCUGUGUAAUAUAUAUAUAUAUAUAUAUAUAUAUAAAUAUUUCGGUAUAUAAAUAUUUAUUUAGGUAACCAUAGACCAGCAUGACUUGUAUUUCUUAAUAAGCUGUAUAAAGCUGAUCGUAUUUUAGCAGAACUGAACACAUUGAAAAAGGCCAUGUGUUGGUGAUCGUAACAUGAGGAAGUACUGUCAGAAAAUGUACACUAAAGAAGUAAUAGUACCAGUGAUUCAACAGGAUACUUCAACAUCUGAUGAUCUGAACAACCAAUUCAUAUAAUGUUGGGUAAGUUUAACCUACAGUAUAAAAAUGCAUUUUGUUUUACAUACUGUUUCCAGACCUCUGAAUCCAUACCAGCAUCUCCAAUUGGUUCAAUAGUGAAUAAGUCCAAACAAAAUGGCAAUUAAUUUAAAUAAAAAAUGUGAGGUCAGAUACAUUUGGAGUAAAACAUAUGUAACAAAGCAUAGACAGUAAAUCCUUAAGUAAAGUACAUUGAUCAUUGUGCCAUUAUAUAAGGAAACAUAACUUAAAUACUCAGAAAUAUGUGGUAUUCAAAUAUUUGCAUCUUUUUAGUUCCACUUUUUAUUUGGGAAUUGCUUUCAGUGAAGGCCAAAGUUAGCAGGGAAGUUUCAGUGAUGGCUGCCAUUCUCCAUUUACUCACAAGGUGGAAUCAUAACUCCAUAUAAUGGAAUCUGGACAGCGUGAGAUCAGUGUGUAUCAUGUGUGGAUGUCUGUAUUGUUGGUAACCUAAAUGUACCCUUAAAUAUUCCCUGUGUCUCAUUAAUGCACAUAUAAAACCCACUUUGUAUAUAUUGUAAAAUAAAAUACCGUAAUGGGAUCAAGAAAGUAUAUCUAAUUUAAUCAGAUGAUGUGAAAAAUUCCCUGAGUUGUGUUUUUCCAUUAAACAUAC